Drosophila obscura is the source of this 403-nucleotide messenger RNA. RefSeq lists its product as uncharacterized. The coding region runs from base 92 to 340 and encodes 82 amino acids. The record is from RefSeq and is a predicted model, not a curated record. NCBI's taxonomy places the organism in Eukaryota, Metazoa, Arthropoda, Insecta, Diptera, Drosophilidae. The transcript is spliced from 2 exons. Gene Ontology annotation, biological process: 2-oxoglutarate metabolic process.
GUUCAACGUCAGCUGUUAUUCACGUAACUGGAACAACACCAAACUUUUCUCAAACUUUUCGCUGAAAUAUACAAAAUUUGUCCUUAAAGAAAUGGUACGCACCACGGUAAUUGGUCUGGCCAAGCGUGUGCCGCUCAUACAGUUCCGCAAAGGAGGAUUGGGUGCGGCUGCGGCCGGUGCACAGACUGCAAAUAAGCAGGCAAGUUCAAAGCCAGCAGGAGGCAAAAAGCUGGCUGGAGGACCUGCCAUAGAGGAUUGGGAACUGCCGGCACGCUUUGCACGCAAACCCAUAGAUCCCCUGGAGGCGGAGUAUAUCAACAACGGCGGCAUACCAAACUAAAAUUGCAAAGCUUACGCGGAAAAAAUGUUUUAUUUAUAAAAUAAAUUUGUCUUGAAUCCACCA